CUAACAAUGUCCAUCACCAUGCAUGCCACCACUGACAAUGCGGGUGCAAGAACCCAUCUUCAAAGGCCUCCUCUAUCGCGGACGGUUACGGCGCUCACAGCGCGCGAUAUUCUCUUGCAAGCCAAAAAGAAUACAGUUCUCAAAUCACACGGUCGUCCACCGUGGUACGGAGAAGACGGUGCUCCCAUAAGCGAUGCGUUUGUAAUCGGAAUAGCUGGAGGAUCUGCCAGCGGGAAGACACAUGUAGCGCGUCAGAUUGUCAAAUCGCUGGGAUCCAUCCCAACGGUGAUCAUUCUCUCCCAAGACAGCUUUUACAAGCGUCACACAAGAGAAGAGAUUGACCUCGCGUUUGCUAAUCGAUUCGACUUAGAUCAUCCUGAUGCUAUUGAUAUGCCCCUGUUUUCCUCUUGUCUAGCAGAUUUGAAGGCCUGCAGACAGACCAUUAUGCCGGUCUACUCGUUUACGGAGCAUCAGCGACUGGAUGAAACCAGGUAUCUGUACGGUGCUGCUAUCAUUAUAGCGGAGGGGAUUAUGGUACUACAUGACCAGUCCCUCAGGGAUCUGUAUGAUUUGAAGAUUUUCGUCCAAUGUGACUCGGAUCUCAUGCUCGCCCGCCGCAUUCGACGCGACGUGAAAGAGCGAGGCAGAUCUGUCGACGGCAUUCUUGAGCAAUAUCUGCGAUAUGUGAAGCCUUCAUAUGACAACUUCGUACUGCCAACAUCCCGCUAUGCUCACAUUAUCGUUCCUGGUUCUGACAAUGCUGUAGCUAUCGACCUCAUCUCCACUCACGUCCGCCGCCAGCUCAGUGAACGCACCACGCGGCUCCGGCAACGCUUCGCGGAUGCAGGGCCGCGUGAUCUUCUUCCUCACAAUCAUACCCCUAAUCCCACGAAGGAAUGCCUUAGGAUCACACUCCUGCCUCAGACGCCUCAACUCCAGGGCAUAUUGACCGUGCUCAGAGAUCGCACUACCCGGCGAGGGGACUUCAUCUUCUUCCUCGAUAGAUUAGCUACUCUGUUGGUAGAAAAAGCCACGGAGUUGUUACCAUACCGUCCGAAGACCGUUGUCACUCCUGUUGAGGUUGAGUCGCAUGGUAAACAGUUAAAUGCGGAGUACGUUUGCGGAGUGUCAAUCUUGCGAUCCGGCGGCCCGUUGGAGCACGGGCUUCGCAGAGUGAUCAACAACAUAGCCAUUGGAUCGCUGUUGAUUCAAUCCGAUGCCAGCACUGGCGAGCCGCUAUUGUUGCACCUUCAGCUGCCUAUUUGUAUUCGCCACAGACAUCUUGCAGAGCAAAGCUGGGUCUUUUUGCUCGACGCGCAGAUCGGCACAGGAGCCGCAGCGUUCAUGGCCAUCAGAGUUCUUCUCGAUCAUGGUGUGCGCCAAGAUCAUAUCAUCUUCAUCACGAUCCUGGUUGCGCGUUCUGGAGGCAUAUCCGCGCUUCAACGUGCAUUCCCUGACGUGCAGAUUGUUUGUGCCGCGGUGGACGAUGGACUGCGAGAACUCUGGCUGGAAGAUGAGGUGGAAGGCGAAGGUCACAGUAGCAGUGGGGGCCGUCGAGCCUGGGUAGUGGAGCCUGGGAUGGGUCAGAUCGGUGAUCGUUACUACCUAUGAUAGCUAUAGGUGACCUGGGACAUCACUUGGAGCACAGGAUAUUCAUUGUUAGCAUGUGAUGGUUACUUUAAUGAUGACGUGUGAACAUUCCGAGUCCUGAUCUGCAUACACAGCGCUUCACAGCUGCACUGCAGUCAUGCUGUUAUACG
Messenger RNA from Laetiporus sulphureus 93-53, 1760 nucleotides. RefSeq names its product armadillo/beta-catenin/plakoglobin. The transcript has 16 exons. Gene Ontology annotation, cellular component: cytoplasm. Lineage: Eukaryota; Fungi; Basidiomycota; Agaricomycetes; Polyporales; Laetiporaceae. Gene Ontology annotation, molecular function: kinase activity; ATP binding. The record is from RefSeq and is a predicted model, not a curated record. The coding region runs from base 7 to 1611 and encodes 534 amino acids.